CAAGCAAAGUCCUUUAUGCAGAUAAUGUUAUUGAUUGAAUUAAUUAAAAUAUAUAAACGUUCUAAAAAGUAAUAACUUAUACCAUAGCCUUUUUGCUACAGGAUUGUGGUUUUUUUACUUUUUAAAAUAUGGAAUAUUGUACUCAAUCAUCUUUACCGCGCUGUAGAAUUUCGACUUAAAAUGGAGAAACAUGCUGGCCCAGAUUUGUCAGUUUCUUGCUGUUGACUCAAGCAAUUUUCCUCAAAAUGAACAUAUUAUCAUUGGAGAUAGGUCCCAUGAAGGUGGUUUCUUAAUACAUUAUUUCCUAAACUUGUGCCUGAAGCAAAAAAGACCUGUGUGUUUCAUCGGACUUUCCCAAUCUUUUAAUCAUUUUAACACUGUUGCUCAAAAGCUUGGGACCAACCUACUUUCGGCUCGGGAUGAGAACAAAAACCUUUUAUUUUUAGAAGGUCUCAAGCUAUUAAGCGAAUGUAUUACGCAGCCCGCAACUGAAUUGAGUGAAACUAAGCUAUUCUUAAGUCUCUUGAGUGGUGAUCAAACACCAUUUUUAGAUUUUAUUAAAUCAGCACUUGUUAAAUUAUCUCAACUGAGCCCCCACAGUGCUGGCCCUGUUGUUAUUGUUGAUGAUUUAACAGUUCUUUUGAGGGCAGGUCUUACUACACCAGAGUUAACAUAUUUUGUUAACAGUCUCAAUAAUAUUGUUACACUGGGAGCUCUGAAAGGAUCACUAGUGCUAUUUUCCAACUUGGAUGAAGAGGAUGAAGAAGCAAAUGAAGUUUGGGCAUUUAUGUCACACUUAUCAAGUCUCAAAAUUGAGGUUUCAGAUCUGAAAUCAGGUUACUGUAAGGAUGUGCAUGGUCAGAUAUUAAUUGAAUGGAAAGAUUCUCCUUUGAAGCCCAGGAAACAUAUCACGAAACACACUCAAUUUAAGUUGUCAGAUAAAAGUGUGGAGCUAUUUGCCUCUGGAAUGUCCGCUGCAGUGCUAUGAAUUUAACCAGUUGAAGCUUGUCAUUUAAACAUGAGUAAUUAAAAGUAAAUAACAAAUUCGAGUCAAUUUUGUUCAAGUUAUGGAAAUAAGGCAGUUUGUGUGCUAUCUUUUCAACUAAAAAUGAUUACCAUUUGCAUCAACGCUAUAUAGAGAUGGUAUACUGGAUACA
Molecule: messenger RNA, 1157 nt
Organism: Physella acuta
Lineage: Eukaryota; Metazoa; Mollusca; Gastropoda; Physidae
Product: elongator complex protein 6-like
Biological process (GO): tRNA wobble uridine modification
Cellular component (GO): elongator holoenzyme complex
Source: RefSeq, a predicted model, not a curated record